AUGACCGCCAUGCUGACACGCCACGAACAACGCCGCAACGUCCUUGUCUUCCCUACAGACUUUUACCGAAAACACACCGAGUCAAGCUCAAGCGACAGCAACUCGAUCCCCAACCUCAUGCACAACAACAAUACCAACAAGUACCUUCACUCGCUAAAGCUGCAAUCGCUCCAGGGCAAGGGCAAGACACGACCCAACACCAGACAACACCCAUAUCAACCCCAGCUUCAACAGCUGCUCUUCCAACAACCCUCAGAGCGUUUCCCCCGAACCCGCCAGGGUCAUGCCGAUGCAACUCACGCUGCCUUUGGUCAAAAAUACCCAGCUCAGUCGCGUACUACGAAUGCUCUGACGAACACCAUCCGGCCAUUAGAUAUCAAUCUCCUCACCCCAACGAGCGCAGCACCAGAAACAUUCUCCUCGCCUUCUUUUCCGUCGUCCUCUUCCUCAACUACUUCCACUACCUCCCAUCUCCACUUUGAUACCCAUGCCACCUCAAAGGCAUCCACAAUCUCCACCAACACCUCAGCAACCAUGCCCAACAUCAACACAAAGGUGGUGAUUAGGAUCCCAACCUUGGCCGCAUUCACAAAAAAGCGCAAGGCCACAAGCGAUCUCACCACAGCUGAAUCAUCUGCCGUGUCCGAGUUGAGCGGCGCUGCACCAUCUCCCAAUCAGAAGCGCCUCAAGAUUCGACUGAAGCUCCGGUCGUUGCCCAAGGAGCAGCCUGUGGCGAAACCCGAGUUCAAGCCAGAGCCGAUCGUGAUUUCGGAUGAUAGCGACGAUGACUUGACCUCGACCGAAUCGAUCUUGAGCCAAGACGACGAGACGGACGUGGACGAAGAGUCUAGCAACUACGCUUCAAGCAGCUCUGGAAGAGCCAAGCUUGACCAUCAAUUGCGACAUGUUCUCAACACCAUCUUUCCCAAGCGCGACGACAAGAACCGCGCCACCUUGAAGAGUGCUUUUGAGCUUUGCAGCCAGCUCCGUGACGACUACAUUGUUGGGCGUUUGUUGGGAAGCGGCAGCUCUGGCUUUGUGCUGUCUGCCAAGCGCGUCUUUGACGGCAGAGAGGUGGCGAUCAAGGUCAUUCCAUCGGACAACAAGUACACCGAGAGCAAGUUCCGACGCGAACUCGACAUUUUGAAUGCGUUGACGCAUGAAAACAUCUUGGGUUUUGUUGAAUACUUUGAGUCGCCUGACUGCAAGUUCUUGGUCACCGAGAUGGGCGGAUCCUCUCUGUUUGACUUUAUCGAGAUGCACAAGUCUCCCCAGGGCGCCGCGAUAAAAAGCGGCCACUUUGGGUCUGGCAUCCAGGAGAGUGUCAUCCGGUCGAUAUUUAUGCAGCUGUCGCUGGCCCUCUACGCGCUCCAUCAGAAUCGCAUUGUCCACGGAGAUAUCAAGGACGAGAAUGCACUGAUUACCGUCGACCACAACACCAACACCUACCGAGCCCGGAUCUGCGACUUUGGACACUCGAAGCGCAUCAAGGAGGGCAGUCUGCCUUCGUUCACGUUUUAUGGCACGACUAUCCUGGCACCACCAGAGAUGGACGCCAACAAUGCUCUGCGGGAGAAAAUGAAGCGGAGCGAUAUCCAGGUUGAGCACGACGACUGGACGCGGUAUUAUGGAUAUGAGGCGGACGUGUUUGCGAUGGGUCUGAUGCUGUAUACCCUGGUCCACGGAGACUUGCCGAGCGAGUUGAUGGAGCGGGACUCCAAGCUGUCGGCUGCCUACAAGCGUCGACGUCGAUCUGUCAAGACGUUUCCUUUUUCUGUUCUCCAGAAGAACCUUGAUGAGGACCUCAAGGAUCUGCUGAAGAGGAUGCUUGCCGUGACACCCUCUCGACGCAUCACCAUGGCCGAGGUCAUCAACCACCCCUGGCUCACCAAGUCCUGA
This is a messenger RNA of Linnemannia hyalina, 1899 nucleotides long. The record is from the annotation of a GenBank genome assembly. Lineage: Eukaryota; Fungi; Mortierellomycota; Mortierellomycetes; Mortierellales; Mortierellaceae.